GUCUCAAGAUUCAAGAAAGUCCCGCCAAAACUCUCUCUUUUUCUCAGUCACUCUCUGGCCAUGGAGGAACGUCGUCUUCGAUCGAUUUUAUGGAUCCUCGCCGGAAGAUCGACGGCGACAACCGUUCUGUUGACCAUUUUGUUCUUCGUCAUCCUCUCAGUACCAGUGUUCCCAGUCGCCGGAAUCGCAGAAACAGAGCUCGAGACCGCCAUUGACGCCCUUCGAUCGAAGGGCUAUGAACUCUUCGGCAAUGCCAUCGAAACCUCCGAUCUUAAGUACGAGCUCCUCGACGGCGGCGACUCUUUCACCUUCUUCGCUCCCACCAACUCUACCCUCUACCAUCUCGAUCUGGUGUCACAGGCUUCAGAUUACAUUCAGACCUUACGAUUCCAUGUAUCCCCUCAUCGUCUCACCAUCUCCGAUCUUCAAAUCGCCUCUAUGUCUCAGGUGCCUUACCUCGACAGUCUGGUCCCUAAUCAUAUUAUCUUUAUCUCCAUUAAUCACACCAUGGAGAUAAACUUCUCCGCCGCCCUGAUCGUCGACGACGUUCCGAUUUCUAUUCCCAACCUAUACGUGGGUCCCAGCAUUGUCGUACAUGGACUCGAUGGAAUUCUUGCUGUCAGAUUUCCGGAAGGGAAGAUCGUUUCUGGCGAUUCGAUUAUUCUUCCUCCUGCAAUGUCUCCCGCUCCCACUUCCAUCGACUAUUUGUGGCCACUUCUGUCUCCGACGAUGCAAGAUUUCAUAACACCUUUAAUAUCACCAGUGCCGACAAUGCAGGAUUUAACAACACCGGCAAGUUCUCCAGCGCCAGUUAACGUGAGUUCAGGAUUUAGAAAGCGCGGGCAACACCAUGAGCAUCGCAGGGGCAAGAAACGGCACGGGAAGAAAGUUAGGAGCGACGGGGGCAGGCGUCAGUAA
Molecule: messenger RNA, 918 nt
Organism: Telopea speciosissima
Lineage: Eukaryota; Viridiplantae; Streptophyta; Magnoliopsida; Proteales; Proteaceae
Product: fasciclin-like arabinogalactan protein 19
Exons: 1
Coding region: 61-918 (285 amino acids)
Source: RefSeq, a predicted model, not a curated record